AGGUCCCGAAAGACAACUCCCACGAGACAUCAUCAGUCAAUUCUCCACACCAGCGUUCUCGCACUGGGGAAAGCAUUUCUUAAGUGGACUACAUUCAACAUAUAAGGCGGCGAAGUUUCCCUUGAACUAACCUGACAGGAAACAGGUCUGGAGAGAGCCUGACAAACCUCCAGGGGAAGAGGAUUUGUCAGUCUACUGCCCAUCUCAGGACAACAUGUCACGGACUAAACUGGGAGCUAGGAGCCCUUUACUGGAGGCAGCUGUGGGGUUUGCACUGGGCGCAGUGGGAGGCUGCAUACUGGGAGCCACAGAGGACCCAGUGGAGAAGACCCUAUUAGUGAUGACUGCAGCCGGUCCACUGAAACCAGUGGUGGAUGAAGUCAGGACAGUGGGUGCUCUGGGGCUGGGGACCCUUAUUGGAGCCACAGCACUGACCACGGCCAUGACUUCAGUAGUAGCUGGUGUGAUUCUGGCAGCAGCUGUAGCUUCAGUGCAUGCUGGUACCUCCCACACAGACUCUGUUAGCUUCUGGGCAUCAACAGGACUCGCCGGGGCCUUCGUGACCACUCUCAGUGGAGCCACGCUCGGGGUCUCUAUCGAAUGGAUUGUGAAGAAUUAUGGGAUGGUGGGCCUUCUGUGGGCACUGAGCAUGUUCACUGUGCUCAAACCACCCCUGCACUUUGUAUUUAAGCUCAUGUGGAAGCAGGGAGAGGCCUGUUGCACUCUGGGAUCUAAAGACUGGGACAGUCAGAGGAAACACACAGAGAUUACAGAGUUGCAGCACAGGCAGAGAGUGGCUCUGCACAUAGAGCAGAGAAUCCUGACACUGGAGAAGGGCGGCAGCGCUAGCGGGAUGGAGAGCAUGACCACAUGGGUCACUGAGCAAAGGCAGAGAGAGGAGAUAGAGAGCAGGAAAAUGGAGAAUGAAGAGGCAGAGAUGACGCAAAGAACUAUGCAAGACUGGAUCAACACAGUGGUGGUUAAAUAUGUGGACUUUCUGGCUUUCUCAGGGAUACCAAUGACAGUGGUUGCCAUAGUAACAUCAGGGUUUGGGGUGUUUGGUUACGGAGGCCAUCAGUCUGUGUUGAUAGUUCUUCUGGCUUUGGUUGCAGUGAUAGCCUAUUUGCUCCUGCAAUCUUCAGACUUUAAGUUCUGGAUGUUGAUAGGAUGCAUGGGAAUGCUGGCAACUUUCGUCAUCGCCAUGCUAACCCUACACGCGGGUCAGGUGGUCCUAACAACUGCCAUGAAGAUGCGAGCAGCAGGGCAGAGUCAGUCCAGAGAAAACAUCAGUGCUCGAAUUAACCACCAAUCCUCUCUGGAAGCUUUGAAAGCAGCUUUUUUUGCGGCAAAAUUAUGCGAGUUGGGUUUGGGGGCUGCAGUGGGGGGACCGCUGGUGAGGCGAGGAGCUGGAGAAGUGAAAGUCAUAGUGGGGGCAGCUUUGGUUGCGGGAGGUUUACUGGCCGGGGUGGAGUUUUUAGCCCCAGUGCUAGGAGAUGGGGGGACAGCGGGGGCGUUGCUGGGGGUGGUGGGGGCAGCAGGGGUGUCUGUGGGUGCAGCGGCAGCUAUGGCUGGAAGGUGGUCCUCAUGGCCAGGGACUUUGGGAACAGUAGCAGGGUUGGUUAUUGGAGCAUUAGUGAUGGGAAAAUGGCAUAUUGUCAACAUCGGCCUGCAAGUGCCUGUGGCCUAUGUCUUUGCUAUGACCAAUUCAUUUUAACACAACACAUAUUAAGAUCUUAUCGGCCUGUGAAAAAUGUUGUCAAUGCAGUAUGAGUUGCUCAUGUGUCAUUUGUACUUGUUGCCUGUGUGACAAAGAGCUCCAUUGUUGUCUCUAAAACAAUCAGUGAGCCACAUUGUUGUACAUGUUCCUUCACUCGUUUAUUUGAACUCAAUCUCACAUACCUGCUGCACAAAUACUCACUAAAGCACCAAAUGUGGAUUAAACAGAAAAUAAUGACCAAUAAACCGUUUCUUCCUUUUUGAGUAACAUUACAAACCUCAGUGACCAGCUGCUUAAGGAAACGACUGAACAUUAUUUUCAUAAUGAAACGUUUACAGAUUUACAUAUGUAGUGGCAACCAAUAAACUUGAGGCUGAGAGCCAUCGAAGUUGGAAUGCAUUGAGAGACACAUAAACACAUUAUAGGU
Messenger RNA from Cyclopterus lumpus (lumpfish), 2144 nucleotides. RefSeq lists its product as uncharacterized. Bases 215 to 1714 code for a protein of 499 amino acids. The record is from RefSeq and is a predicted model, not a curated record. The transcript is spliced from 3 exons. NCBI's taxonomy places the organism in Eukaryota, Metazoa, Chordata, Actinopteri, Perciformes, Cyclopteridae.